UAUUAUUUUAUGCACAAUAAAAGAGAGCAACUUUAUUACAAUAUCUUCGGCCAUCUCACACGUCUUUAAACAGUGCGUAUCACGGACAAAUUAUUUGAUCAAUAACCACUGCCUAAAUCUCGCACAAUUUUUUCACUUUUGAUUCCGUAAUUGUGUCGAAUUCUCCAGAGCUAUACUACUUUUGAAGAAUCCAACACGCACACAUUGACAUCGAGUCUAGACGACAUCAACCACGACAAUUCUAGCUUCUGAUGAGUGAGUCAACUAUUUUCGGAGAAUCAAACACGCGCACAUUGACAUUUUUUAAUAGUUCGAGUAACAUAGACCACCGCAAUUCUAGCUUCUCAUGAUUGAGUAGAGUUGAAGCAUCUACACGAGCUAAGUAUAUCUCCAAAUCACAUUAAUCUAUAGUGUGAUACAAGUCCUCCACUUGAAGCAAUGCAUAUAUGCCUUGUGUUCUCAAAAGAAAGGUAAAAGAGAUACCAUUGUUGGUUAUAAUAAACUAAAAAAGCAAACAGUUAAACAGAAUAUUUAGUUUGUACUUAUAAACUUGAUCUAGCUCUUCCACUCCCCACUGACUCAGUUUACCUGAGCUUCAGCUUCUCAAAGUGUCAAAAUGCAGAUUUUAACUCAUCUACUAUGUAUUGCACUCUGUCUAUAUCUCUUUCUUGUCAGCACAAAUGGGACACAACUUAUCUUAGUUAACAACUGCAGAAGAAGCAUAUGGCCUGGAAUUCUUGGGAAUACAGGGAAGAUGACUCCUAAAGAUGGUGGCUUCCAUAUGAGAAGUGGUGACGAAGUAGUCUUCGAUGUGCCUGAGAAGUGGUCAGGUAGGAUAUGGGCCAGGCAGAAUUGUCACUUUAAUAAGACUGGUCAAGGCUCAUGUGAUACUGGAGACUGUAAUGGUCAGUUAAAAUGCAGGGGGUUAGGAGGUAAGCCACCAGCUACUGUUGUGGAAAUGACACUAGGCUCAUCAACUUCGCCCCUGCAUUUCUACGAUGUGAGCUUAGUCGAUGGCUUCAACGUGCCAGUUUCAAUGAGACCUGUAGGUGGAGGAACAGGUUGUGGCGUGGCGGAGUGUGAUGUUGACCUGAAUAUAUGUUGCCCAUCUGCACUAGAAGUGAAGGUUGAUGGAAAAGUGGUAGGGUGUAAGAGUGCUUGCUUGGCUAUACAAUCAGCCAAGUACUGCUGCACAGGAAAGUUUGCAGAUCCCAAAACUUGCAAACCUACUAUUUUUGCUCAUCUAUUUAAAGCCAUCUGUCCCAAGGCUUACAGUUAUGCAUUUGAUGAGUCUUCUAGCCUAAACAGGUGUAGGGCUACAAGGUAUGUCAUUAUCUUUUGCCCUCCAAAAUAAAGAGUUCUGGGAAUCUGUAAUACAAGUUUCAUGUACCUUAGGAUUGGAUGGAAACACAUGUCCAUCUAGAGGCAGUUUGUUGUCCUCAACUUAUGUAACUCAAGUCUUAGCAGAAAAUUAAUGGAAGUCAA
Molecule: messenger RNA, 1485 nt
Organism: Solanum pennellii
Lineage: Eukaryota; Viridiplantae; Streptophyta; Magnoliopsida; Solanales; Solanaceae
Product: thaumatin-like protein
Exons: 2
Coding region: 617-1354 (245 amino acids)
Biological process (GO): defense response
Cellular component (GO): extracellular region
Source: RefSeq, a predicted model, not a curated record